CGGCACGUGUUACUUAUAUGGUAGACGCGAAUAGGUUCUCUCUCUUUCUCUCGUGAGAUUUGGUCACAGAAUGACCGAUUCGAUAAGUCGUUAUUCGCUUGCGGACGUCGCAAAGUGCAAUGGUAAGAAUGGAACAAGAAUCUGGAUCGUGAUUUACGACAACGUUUAUGAUGUGACGGAUUAUAUGCAACAGCAUCCCGGUGGUUCAGAAUUAAUCGAGGAACAUGCGGGAACAGACGCGACGAAUGGGUUCGAUGAUUUCGGGCAUUCUUCAGAUGCAAAGAAGAUGCUCAAAAAGUAUUUGAUUGGUGAACUUGAAGAUGAAGAUAAACGUAUCAAUAGAAAGAAGAAACUUGCUGUCUCUAACGGAAUAAAAGUGAACGGAACGGAGAUUAAACCGAAAAAACGAAGACCUUUUUUCAAGAGAAUCUGCGGCAAAUGUGCAUAAUGAAGAAUCGUAAAUAUCGAUGGUAUAAUUAUUUUAGAUAUAUAAGUUUAUUUAUUACGUCAUGUGUGUUACAUUUGCUAUCUAAAUAAGGCAUCGUUCGUGACAAUGUGCACGACGACAUAUUAACGAUAAGAAUCGUCGAGAUUAAACCGUUCGCUUAUCGCUCGUACGUGACGUACGUAUUGGAGAUCUAUAACAAUGAACAAGGAAAACCAACGGCAAAUUACGUCCGCAAGCAUGAGUCAUGCAUCAUCUGUUUAUCACAUUCACGAACACAGUUACAGUAAAUUCUCCAUGAAAUUUUCAGUGUUAAAUGUAACCUCAUUUCGUUAACAAAAUUUUGUGACUUGAGACCAACUCUAUUCCUUUGUAAGUUAAAUUAACUUAAGUAAGCUUCGGUUAAAUACUAUUUCAUGUUAUAGAUAGCAUACAAUUAAUAAAAUAUGUAUUCAUAAAAUUAUUGGGAAUGAUAUAACUGAAUUGUA
Molecule: messenger RNA, 933 nt
Organism: Vollenhovia emeryi
Lineage: Eukaryota; Metazoa; Arthropoda; Insecta; Hymenoptera; Formicidae
Product: cytochrome b5-like
Exons: 4
Coding region: 71-448 (125 amino acids)
Cellular component (GO): intracellular membrane-bounded organelle; membrane
Molecular function (GO): heme binding
Source: RefSeq, a predicted model, not a curated record